Dioscorea cayenensis subsp. rotundata (Guinea yam) is the source of this 1123-nucleotide messenger RNA. RefSeq names its product trans-resveratrol di-O-methyltransferase-like. Bases 144 to 1034 code for a protein of 296 amino acids. The transcript is spliced from 3 exons. Gene Ontology annotation, molecular function: S-adenosylmethionine-dependent methyltransferase activity; protein dimerization activity; O-methyltransferase activity. The record is from RefSeq and is a predicted model, not a curated record. Gene Ontology annotation, biological process: methylation. NCBI's taxonomy places the organism in Eukaryota, Viridiplantae, Streptophyta, Magnoliopsida, Dioscoreales, Dioscoreaceae.
UUUGCGUUAUCGCCUAUAAAAGAACCAAGAAGGCUAAUUAUAACAUAAUAUAUCCAUUAUCCAACAAUUUAGACAAUAUCUUGAUAGUCCUCAACAUCCAAAUCUCCAUCUUCAGUCAACAGCGAUCAACUGAUCAUCCAUCCAUGGAGGCAGAUAGUCCAAUUCAUGAUUUCUCCAAAGCAAGAACACAAGUAUGGAAACACAUGCUCGUCUUCAUGGACUCGAUGUGUCUCAGGUGCGCCAUCGAGCUCGGCGUGCCAGACGCUAUCCACAACCACGGCGGUCCCAUGACACUCUCCGAGCUCGUCCAAGCUCUACCCAUGGCCACAACUCGAGCUCCAUUUCUCCGGCGCAUCAUGCGUGUUCUCGUAAACUCUGGUUUCUUUUCCAUUAAAGGAAAUGAAUCAGAUGGUAGCAAUGAAGAGGAGGUGUACUAUGACUUGACUGCCACCUCUAAACUGCUCGUCACUGCAGGAAGCACAAACUCUUUAGCACCUCUUGUUCUUUUUGUAACAGGCUCGGAUGUGGGGAUGGCUGGACUUGCCAUGAGUACAUGGAUCCAAGCUAGUGAUGAUGAUGAUAAGAAUGAGACACCGUUUCAUGUGGCUCAUGAUGGGAACGGUUUGUUUGAGUUUGCAAGUGAGAGGCCUGAGUUCAAUGCUUUGCUGAAUGAAGGCAUGGCUUGUGAUAACAGAGUGCUUAUAGGAGAAAUGGUGAAGAACUGGGGUGAUGCACUCUUUGGUGGUCUCCGGUCACUGGUGGAUGUGGGUGGAGGUACUGGACUUGCUGCGGCGGUGAUAGUUGGAGCGUACCCGGAGAUGAAGUGCUCAGUUCUUGAACUCGAUCAUGUGGUGGAUGUGCAACCGGAGAAUGAAUUGGUUGAGUUUGUGAGGGGUAAUAUGUUUGUUCAGAUCCCUCAAGCAGAUGCUUUUCUACUCAAGUGGGUCUUACACGACUGGAAUGACAAAGAUUGUGUUAAGAUCUUGAGAAAUUGUAAAAACUCGUUCUCUUGUGAAGGAAACAAGAGGAAGUAAGUCCUGGGAAAGAGAGAAAUGAAAUGGAGUGGAAGGCAAUAUUUGAUGAAGCAGGGUUUUCAGAGUUUAAUAUGGUGGGUGAAUUAGGU